Messenger RNA from Lates calcarifer (barramundi perch), 1524 nucleotides. Its product is annotated as transmembrane protein 179. The transcript is spliced from 4 exons. The record is from RefSeq and is a predicted model, not a curated record. Lineage: Eukaryota; Metazoa; Chordata; Actinopteri; Centropomidae. The coding region runs from base 71 to 763 and encodes 230 amino acids.
UCAUCUCUGCCCCUACUGCGCAGCCGCAGUUUCUCCAGGACGCAGGGAGCAGAAGAGGGAGACAGGAAAAAUGGCCCUCGAUAAUUUAAUUUUCGCCCAGUGCAUCCUUUAUUUUUUAGCCUUCGUGUUCGGUUUCAUCGCCGUGGUGCCUCUGUCCGAGAACACGGAGGAUUUCGGGGGAAAAUGUCUGCUCUUCACGCGGGGUAUGUGGCAAAACGAGAACAUCACUGUGUCGAAGCAGCGCUUCAUCGUGGAGGAGUGGGGACCCGAGUCCUCCUGCAGCUUCAUCACUUUUGUCGGGAUAGCGUCCCUCAUUCUGUCCGCAGUGCAGGCAUGGAGGCUCCUGUUCUUUCUGUGCAAAGGACAUGAUGACUCCAUCUUCAACGCUUUCCUCAACCUGCUGAUCAGCUCCCUGGUGGUAUUCACAGUCUUCCUGUCCAGCACCAUCGUCAGUGUGGGCUUCAACCUGUGGUGCGACGCCAUCACUGAGGGUGGGACCAUGCCUAGCAGCUGUGAGGACCUGCAGGACACAGAUCUAGAGCUUGGCCUGGACAACUCUGCUUUUUAUGACCAGUUUGCUAUAGCUCAGUUUGGCCUGUGGGCUGCUUGGCUUACCUGGCUUGGGAUCGCGGUGAUGGCCUUCCUGAAGGUCUACCACAACUACAGACAAGAGGACCUGCUGGACAGCCUGAUCCACGAGAAGGACCUGCUGCUCGGCCGCUCGUCACGCCACGGCUCUGACCUCAAGACCGGCCUGAUUUAGGAAAAAAAAAAUAAAUAAAUCAGAUGAUGCUCACACACACAGUCAUUCACACUCAACCGUACAGUCCUCUCUCACCUGCCAUGAGAAACACCAAUGUUUGCCUGUGUAGACAAUCAAAAUCAAUUGGCUUUUGCUCCCAUUGACAGUGCAUUGAAUCAAACAGCAGGUUUAUAGCUUUGUUCUCCAUAGAUGAUCGAUUUUCCCUAAAAAAAAAAAAAAAAAUCUACCAGUGGUUGUUAAUUCUUGAAGAGUCCUGCUUUGUUGAGUUUAUCCAUUCACUGUGUGCAUUCCUCUUCAAGUCACACAACCAUGUCUAAGCUUUGAUAGUACUGAAACCAUUUAAUGGAGAUGUACAUCCAGUUUCUAUUUAGCAGCACAGUAUUAAUGGCUUGGACAGAUUGGCCGAUGGAUCAUUGUCUUUGUGAAACUUGUGCAUGGACCUAAUGCAUGACAAAAUUAAUAGGGUGGUUUUUAGAUGUAAAGGGAUGUUCUUUUGUUUUCUACACCAAUAAAUGUGUUCCUAUAGGCUUUUAUUCUGGUAGGAUACGCACUGCGUCUUUGUGAAGUGAGAAUUCUUUGCAUGCUGCAGCAAAGUAAAAUGAUGUGUGCUUUUUGCAGUGUAUUUACACUUUUAACAACAGUUACAUAAAGGUGUUUUAUAAAAAUGACAAAUUGUAGAUCAGAACAUUCAUGGAUCAGGCAGCCAGUCCAAAAAUGCUUUAAGCAAUCUUUGUGAGAUAAAAAGAAAAAAAAAACAAAAA